Acanthosepion pharaonis is the source of this 546-nucleotide messenger RNA. The record is from the annotation of a GenBank genome assembly. Lineage: Eukaryota; Metazoa; Mollusca; Cephalopoda; Sepiida; Sepiidae.
AUGUGUCCACGCACCCACAAAGCUGAAUUAAAUAAGUUUGGUAUCUUUGAGCUCUGUUCAUAUCUAUCUAUCUAUCUAUCUAUCUAUCUAUCUAUCUAUCUAUCUAUGUUCAUAUCUAUCUCAAUCUGUUCAUAUCAAUCUAUUUAUCUUAGUGUGUUCAUAUCUAUCUAUGUAUCUCAGUAUGUUCAUAUCUAUCUAUCUAUCUAUCUAUCUAUCUAUCUAUCUAUCUAUCUAUCUGAGUGUUUUCAUACCUAUCUAUCUAUCUAUCUAUCUAUUAUGUUCAUAUCUAUCUAUAUAUCUCAGUAUGUUCACAUCUAUCAUCUAUCUAUCUAUCUAUCUAUCUAUCUAUCUAUCUAUCUAUCUAUCUAUCUAUCUAAAUCUGUUCAUAUCUGUCUAUUUCAGUGUGUUCACAUCUAUCUAUCUAUCUAUCUAUCUAUCUAUCUAUCUAUCUAUCUAUCUAUCUAUCUAUCCCAGGGGUCCCUAAACUCCGACGCGCGAUGUCAGUUCAUACGCCCCAUCCCCGUCGCCGAUCUGUGCCACAAAUGA